ACCGUGCCCCUUGACGAGACGUUUACCGAGACCAUUGAGCACUAUGGCCGCAGUUAUCAACAUUACGCCCUGACAAAUGGAGUCUAUUUUGCACCGAUCGACGAGGACGAAAUUUCACGCCUCGAGCUGAUGCACGGCGUGCUCAACAGACUCUUCGACAGCCGUCUAAUAUUCCCGCCCAUCAGAUCUCCGAGAAGGAUUCUUGACUGCGGUUGUGGCCCUGGGGACUGGGCUAUGGAGGUUGCUUCGCAGUAUCCUGAUGCUGAGGUCCUCGGAAUCGACAUAAGCCCGCAUGUGAUCCCUGAGAAUCCACCCGACAACAUGGAGCUCCAGGUUGAUGACCUCAACGGAAGGUUCACAUUCCAAUCCAACCACUUUGAUGUUGUCCAUAGUCAGAUGGUGGCAGGUGGGAUACACGCGAAUCGAUGGCGAAGCUAUAUUCGAGACAUAUUUCGGGUACUGAGGCCGGGCGGCUGGUGUCAGAUGGUCGAGAUAUACUUCAACGCGCAGUCGGACAACGGGACAUUAACUCGAGGCAAGCCUUCCAAUCUUCAACCAAGGGACCACGCUCUAUCACGGUGGUCGAGGCGGUAUCUGCAGAGCCAACAGCCGUACAAAGACCCUCGGGCACCAUUGCAGAUGGCAACCUGGAUGAGGAGUGCGGGGUUUACCGAAGUCGAAUCAAGGUUGUUGACCUUGCCGAUGUGUGCUUGGUCGAAUGAUGCUCGAGAGUAUGAGAUCGGGUGGUCGAACAACGAAAACGUCAAUCAGCUCCUAUACUCGCUGGCACUUUACCCCUUCACACAGUUCCUAGGGAUGUCGUUUAACGAUUUUCAGCUCCUUGUUGCCCAAGCAAGGAGCGAGGCCGGCAACCCGGCAUUCAAGGUGAACAACCCCUGA
Fusarium vanettenii 77-13-4 is the source of this 900-nucleotide messenger RNA. RefSeq lists its product as uncharacterized. NCBI's taxonomy places the organism in Eukaryota, Fungi, Ascomycota, Sordariomycetes, Hypocreales, Nectriaceae. The transcript has 7 exons. Gene Ontology annotation, molecular function: methyltransferase activity. The annotation marks the transcript as partial. The record is from RefSeq and is a predicted model, not a curated record.